AUGGGCCAGGUGACGUCACAGGAUGCUGAGGCCCUUGAGUCUGCUUAUGCUUGCGUCAAAUCGAUUAUCCGCUCUCAGAGUGUGCAGCUCGAUAUCGGGAAAGAACGCGCUACAUGCACGCUGCGUGCGGAGAUCCAGGUUCCGUCUAAUCCGUGUGCCAGUGCAUGGCGCCUGUGGACGGGGAGCGAGACGUCUGCCUCUUUUAUGGAUAGCCAGAUCGAUGCUCCUCAGUGUGAUCGGAAACCAUAUGUUGUAUCGCAUGAUGGUGGUAUUUUCUUGAUCGUUCCUCCUACACGAACUUUUGAGCCAAGCACCUUUUCUCUCACGUUGUAUAUCCAGACACCUCUGGCUCCUCACCAGCCAACAGCUCCAUGGGCGGUUCAGAUUCCGGUACUGCGCUGUUCGCGCAAUACAUUUUCUUGCACAUUUUAUGGGUAUGAUGCAAAACCCAUGGUCCAUAUCACGAAUCCCCCCUUACACGCCAAUGUUCAUUCCUCCGACUCUGAAGCAAAAGCUGCUACUAACACAAACCAUCUACACGGAACAUUUCCUGAAGCAGACGUUUUCGGGAUGGAAUGGAUGUAUGAAUCCGAUGUGUGCACCAAUGAUCUGCAUUCUUCAUCAGCUCAAGUCAAUUAUAUGACCGAUGCCUAUGUCAUGCUUCUAUGGUCGGAAUCACACAUGUCCUACAUGCCUUUUGCUGUCGUGGAUAUGAACAUUCAUAUUUCUUUAUUCUCCCCAUACAUACAGGACUUGUCGCACGAUGCGCGACUGCGAGUCCGUGCUGAUACGAAUGAUCCCGCUAUAGCGUGGGACAUCUUGACUGUCCGCAGUAACUCGACUCCUAUUACUCUGGAUUCUUUACCGUCUUUCUUAGGCGUAGACGCUCACAAUAUGUCGGCUCUUUCGGCAGGUGAUGCUGCGUUGUCUGAGAAGUUGUCGUCUCACUCGGUGCAAGAACCGCAUUCACGAACCCUUGCCUUGUCUGUAAAUCGGCAACUCGUCUGUGGUGCAUUCGGUUCGCCGCCGACGCAUGCCAUGCGUUUACUUGUCCGAGGGCGUAUCUCCGUUCCUAUGGAAAAUCGGUCCAAUGCACCCAGCAUUGUAUUACCUAGCGUCCACUUACCGUUGGAUCACGUUUCACAUUCACACACUAUUCGGCACGCUGUGAAUUCCCAGGUUGAUCGUUCUUAUGCUAUUGAGAUCGUCGAACCAUUGACACAAAGUCCCGAGUUGCGCAACGUUAGUGCAGAUCAUGCGAGAAUUGUGCAUGCAGAGCAUUGUGUCAUUCGUUUCUUGCCGAAGCCUACGUCUGAUUUGAUUUCGCCAAUGCCGUUGAGCUUGAACAACCUCUCGGUCCUCCAUCAAGUGUAUUUGCAACCUGAACAUACCAAAUGUAUGCAUCGACUCUUACUUCGCACAAAUACAUUAGCUCCUGGCACGUAUGCCGUUUGUAUUUUGCCAAACCUUCCACAUGUCCUCAAAGCGUUGGAGCAUGAGCACGCCGUGCAUCUAUACGAGGCACCAUCCCUACAACUUCAGGAGACGACUCCUAGGUUCCAGCAUGUCGAGAAUACAACAAAUUCUGCGCUCGCGUGUCGAAACAGCAUCUGUAUGGUCGUGGAUGAGCCUCAGUCUGCUCAUGUCGUCGUGCAGUAUGAGACUCCUCUCUGCUCAAAUGGAUUGAACGGAUACAACAUUAUGCGGCCGCUUUUUCUUGAUCACGUAUCUACCUAUAAACUGCAUAUACUGGAUGCAAAGAAGCGCCAUGUUCUAUGGAAUGAUGUGUCUGGUGCAUGUAAAGUAAGCGGUGACGAUGUUCCAUCUGUGACAUGGCUCGAUAUGCCCCGCCGUACGGCCAAAGCAGUAUCUUUCACUUGGGCGGAAGCGCCAAAGCCGCGACCAAUAUCGAUCAUACACAUCGUGUCCACUUUGUGUUGCUUUAGUAUGGCUGUGGCUCUUAUGGCCUUGCUCUGGGCUCGUGCCGCCCACAUGGAAUCCCAGAAACUGCACAUCCGUGUGGAAGCACUGGCCAUGGCUCUCGACAUCGACUUUUCCGAUGGGCAAUGGAAACCACUUCCUGCUUCCUCGCUUGCGGCUUCUCCAACACCCACGUCUCACCCUUCAUGGAUCGAACGGUUACAGGCGCGUCUUUAG
Molecule: messenger RNA, 2157 nt
Organism: Malassezia globosa CBS 7966
Lineage: Eukaryota; Fungi; Basidiomycota; Malasseziomycetes; Malasseziales; Malasseziaceae
Exons: 1
Coding region: 1-2157 (718 amino acids)
Source: RefSeq, a predicted model, not a curated record